Messenger RNA from Chelmon rostratus (copperband butterflyfish), 2715 nucleotides. It is a transcript of the gene rsrc2, whose product is annotated as arginine/serine-rich coiled-coil 2. The transcript has 10 exons. Bases 122 to 1354 code for a protein of 410 amino acids. Lineage: Eukaryota; Metazoa; Chordata; Actinopteri; Chaetodontiformes; Chaetodontidae. The record is from RefSeq and is a predicted model, not a curated record.
UGGCAACCCAGAGCAAAUUAGCUGAGCUAGACAACGGCUGUUUAGCAGCUAGCUACCUCUCCAUAUUCGUUUGCACAGUCAACAAAACAGUCGUGUUACAUUUACAGUGUUCUUCAGGAUUAUGUCGGCAAGUGACAACGACUCUGACGAGUUGACCAGAACAGGUUCCCUAGUUCAUCACAGAAAAAAACACAGCAUGGAGUCAUCCAGAUCUCCCAGAAGCUCCAAACACCACCAUUCACGGUCAAGGUCACGCUCCAGGGACAGAAAACGUGACAGAAAAUACAGACGGAGUCGCAGCAGGAGCAAAGAGGCACGAAAGAGAGACUCUCAGAAGCCAUCCAAAUCACACAGAAAAACAGAUGAGCAGCAAGAACCAGAAAGACUUUCAGUAGAGAAUGGAGAGGAGCGAUCCAGACGCAAAGACAGGAGGCCAUCCAAGGGCCGGAGUCUGUCCAGGUCACACUCGCGAGAGAGGCGGCAUCAUAGCAGAAGUAGGGACAAGCGGCGAUCACGGUCACGCAGCAGGGACAGGAAGAAGAAGGCUAGGUCUCGUUCAGGUUCAAGGGCCAAACACCGUCAUCAUAGCAGAAGUCGCAGUAAGAGCAGGGAGCGAAAGAAAAGGAGUGAGAAAGUACGCAGAAAGAGUCGAAGCAGGUCUGUUAAUCCACCUGCCUUCCGGGGCCGAAACACAGCAAUGGAUGCACAAGAGGCCCUGGCCAGAAGGCUGGAGAGAGCUAAGAAACUACAGGAGCAGAAGGAGAAGGAAAUGUUUGAGAAACAGCAGCAGCAACAGCAAGAGAUAGCUGCAGUGGCUGCCCCUAUUGCAGCUGCUGCGGCUGCUGCUGCAGCGGCUGCCUCAAAUCCUGGCCUCAAUGUGGCAGCCCUCCUGGCCUCUGGAACACAGGUUACUCCUCAGAUUGCUAUGGCGGCACAGAUGGCAGCCCUUCAAGCAAAAACACUGGCAGAGACUGGUAUUGCUGUGCCCAGCUACUAUAACCCAUCGUCUGUAAAUCCCAUGAAGUUUGCAGAGCAGGAGAAAAAGAGGAAAAUGCUAUGGCAGGGAAAGAAGGAUGGGGACAAGUCCCAGACAGCUGAGUUGUGGGAGAAGCUUAACUUUGGAAACAAGGACCAAAAUGUUAAAUUUCGCAAACUAAUGGGCAUUAAAGGAGAUGAUGAUGCAGAAGCUUCCAAACCAAUUAACGAUGAAGGCAUGAAGACUCUUCAAAAGCAGGAGGAGAUGUUCAGGAACCUUGAUGUUCAGUAUGAGAUGGCUCGGUCUCAGACACACACUCAGAGGGGAAUGGGUCUCGGCUUCUCCUCCUCAUUCUCACGUGGAAUGGAUUCUAUCUAGUGCCAAACAUUGGCCAUCUUUGCCACUCAUCUAAUCAUAAAGGACCACAAAUUCAUCGCCAGCCCUCAAGCUUGCAUGGAUGUUGCUCUGAAUCUGUAAUUUAUUUAUAGACAAACAUCUCACAUAUUGGGAAAUUACAGUGUAAAUAGUCAGAUGCUGAGUUUGUCUCAGUGUUUAAUAAUCUGUACAUCUUUGCAAAAGGAUGCAUCAGUUUGACUGGUUGAUGCUGGUUAAAACGAGAUAUUUGUUUGAAUAAUGUGGUAGCUUUUUCUUUUUUUUAAGUCAAAUAUAUAUUGAUAUGUGAUUGAACAUACUGUAAACUGAAUAUAAUGUGGUUCGAGUGAACACUGUUUACAUCCAUGUAUGAAGGGCAUCUGAAGUCAGUGUAGCAUUAUGAGAAUCCCUCAGUUUUAUUUCUCCUGAUUUGGAAAAACAAAACAGUGGGUUGUAAUACAUACUGCCUUCAGGCUUGAAAAGGAUAAAGAUGUGCUUGAGAGGAGUAAUCACAUAUUUCAAAUGUUCUUGAAAUAAAUAAGUUUUGUGUUGAAUAAGGUUUUUCAUACAUCACCUUAAUUUUUAUUUUGUGUGUAAUAAAGUUUUUGGGUCAAAUGGAGUUAGUUGGGUUGCUCGAGCUGGGUGUUAAGGAUAAAAUUAACAUAUUAAAAUAAUAUUUUUCUGAUAUCAAUUUGUAUUGCAAUAUAACAAAUGCAAAAUUAUACAAUAGAAAAAAUGAGGCAAAGACAGACACCCCUACCUAUAUCAGUGGAGCUGAUUUGGAGCAGGUAAACAGUUUUAGGUUAGUGGGAAUCAGCAUCAGAGAGGGCCCGUCAUGGGCAUCACACAUCUCCAGCCUAGUUAAGAAAACUCAGAAACAACUGCAUUUCCGAAGAAAACUUGCAAGGCAAAAUUCCUGAAUGCGACAACUGCAACAGAAAGCAUCCUGAUGGGAAACAUAACAAAUUGGCAUGGGAUGUGCACAGCUCAUGACAGGAGGGCUUGGCAGCAGGUGAUUAAAAACUGUUCAGAACAUCAUUGGAACCCAUUUACCCAGCAUCAGUGAUAUUGGUGAGGUGCCUGCUCAAAGCCCAAAGGAUACUAAAGUAUACCUACCCCAGGCACAGCCUUUUGAAGCAAUAGAGAAGUAUCUGCUGCCACAUAAUGGACUACAGGUUAGCUUCUUUCCUUAGGCUGUGAGACCCCUCAGAUCAUCCUCUGCACUCCACCAUAAAAAAGUUACAUUUUUAUGAGUAUUCAUACAUUUAUAGAAUAUUUGUUUUGUGCAUAUAAUAAUGGAACUACAGCUAGUAUUUCAUUAUGCCAGCCUGUGUUGUAAAAUGAUCAAUAAAUGAACCCUGUACCUU